AUGAAGACAUCUUUGUCAGUUGGAUUAUCACUCAUCUCAGUAAUAUCUAAAGCCUGGGCCUCAGGUGAAACCGCGGAAGUUUACAAGUUUCUAAAUUGUCCAGGUGAGAGUUUAGCCUCGAGUUCAUUUCGGUCUAUAUCCGAGAAAGAUGCUCUUUUGAAUCUUGCAGACGACUGGGGACUUUCUCCACUUUACACUAUUGAAGGAGAUGCGGAGGAUUAUGAGGCGAUUUCGCUUGGAAAGUGUGUUCAGAGGCAUAGCAACAGCACCGUGUUUGUGGGUGUGUCUGGUGUUGAGGAUUUGGACGCAUUCUUGAGCGAUAAAACACCUCUUUUCACAAUUGAGUCAGCAGGAAAAGGCAGUGAGUCCUUUUCUGAGCUCAGAGAGUUCAUAAGUGAUGCUCCUACAGCAUUGGCCCGCCUCAGGAGCGAUGUGUUGAAGAAAAGAAGAUUGACAGCUGGCAUUACGAUCGACCAGCCCAAAACAGAGGCUGAUAAGUUUGGAAGUGUGUAUGGGCAGGUGAAAAGUGCAUUCAAGACUCUUGCCGGUUUGUUUUCCCUGCAGCAACAGCAGCAGCCGUUUGGAUCAUCGUUGUCCGAGUUGAGAACGGCUUAUUCCGGCUACGAGAGUGUGGUUGAGUCGCUUAAGGGAAGCGAUUUGGCACAGGAUAGGUCUGUAGUCAAGCAGUUCAUGCAAUUGCGCUACUUUGCAUCCAAUGACGUGCAGCACAUUCCAUGCGGCAGCGUUGUCAGCAUCAAUAUUGACGUUCUUGACCAGGUUUUGGCCAAAUUCGGCCGGUCUGACACCUACAAUCUCGCGUUGGGAAUUGUUUCCGAGGCUUUGGCCGAUCUUAUCGAAUCUGCAAAGAGGAAUUCUGCAGUCGAUGUUGUGCUUGUUGCACUACCGGCGGCCUCUUCUGGCGAUUUGCAGCAUGAGGCAUCUGGAAUUUUCAAAAGAGAAGUGUCAACACCGAAAUCUGCGUGCCAAGCCACUCAGGAGCAAUGCAAGGAGGCAUUUGGAUCCUGUUCCGGCCAUGGAACAUGUACGAAAGUGGGCAAAUGCUGGACCUGCGUGUGCUCGGCAACGGUCAAAAAGGGAAAGACCAGCUACUGGAAGGGAAACGAGUGCGAAAAGGAGGAUAUUUCGUCCCAGUUUAACCUUCUUCUCUGGACCACCAUCUUUAUUGUGAUUGCAGCAAUUGUCGGGGUCAGGUUUUUGUACGAAUGCGGAGAGGGAAGGCUUCCAGGCAUCUUGCUUGCAGCUACUACACAGACGAAGAAGUCGCAGUGA
Molecule: messenger RNA, 1290 nt
Organism: Brettanomyces bruxellensis
Lineage: Eukaryota; Fungi; Ascomycota; Pichiomycetes; Pichiales; Pichiaceae
Exons: 1
Coding region: 1-1290 (429 amino acids)
Cellular component (GO): endoplasmic reticulum
Source: RefSeq, a predicted model, not a curated record